Messenger RNA from Cherax quadricarinatus, 2095 nucleotides. The record is from RefSeq and is a predicted model, not a curated record. NCBI's taxonomy places the organism in Eukaryota, Metazoa, Arthropoda, Malacostraca, Decapoda, Parastacidae.
AUGCGCCGGAUCUCUGGCACCAAGUGGGGGGCGGAUCGAGACCUUCUCUAUAAGUUCUAUACAGCUAUGGUUCGCAGCAAGCUCACUUAUGUGAGUGAGAUGUAUGGCUCGGCUUCUUCCUCCUCUCUUCAUCGCUUGGACAUGCCCCAGAAUUCAGCCAUCCAUAAUAUGCUGGGGGCAUUCCCCUCCACCCCUAUCGCAGCCUUGGAGGCAGAGUCGGGGAUAGUCCCUCUCUCGUCGUUCCCAAAAUCCUUGGCACUUUUGUGCUCUGCCCAUCCACGAUCACUGAGCAUCCUCGUUCGUCGGACACAAUCUCUCCUCCUGCACUGCUUGCGGAGCCCAGGUUGGAGCAUCUCCCUUCAGUGGGUACCUGCCCAUGUUGGAAUCUGGGGCAAUGAAGUGGCAGAUCGGGCGGCCUCCCUCACGCACACACUUCCUACUGUUACCCCUCUUGCCCUGGGCCACAGUGAUUUCACAAGGGCUGUUUGGAAGGGAAUCCGUCAUCAGUGGCAAGAGGGCCUUGCACACUCCCUCUCUUCUUCGGGGUUGGGCUCUGUCCGAACUUUUAAUGGCCCCUGCCCUUGGGCUCACCAUCCCAACCGCUUAGUGGACGUUGCACUGAAUCGCCUUCGAGUCAGGCACUCGCGACUGGUGGCUCAUCUGUACCGCCUUCAGAUGAUGGACUCUCCGUACUGCCCGUGGUGUCCCUCACAGCCUGAGACGGUGGAACACUUCCUGCUGUGGUGCCCACAUUAUCACUUUGCACAGACUACUCUCCGUGUGGCCUUGCGCACGCUUGGGGUGCACACUUUCACUCUACCUGUCCUCCUCAAUGGAGAGGGGUUUCGCCCUCUGGACUAUCAGGAGAUAUUGGCCUGUUCCUGCUCCUUCCUGCUGGCUUCAGGGCGUAUCAGAGACAUAUGAUACAUAGUUAUUAGUCAAGACGUUCUUCCACUUUGGUCGAUAUCCCCUCUCCUAGCACUGGACGGCCAGGCUUGAUACGGCGUAUGCUGUCAGUGGCCCUGAAACCCAACAGAAGAAGAAGAAGUGUGAACAUGCAAGAGUAUGAGGGGUGAGCCUCAUGACAAUUAAGGCAAGAGGGAGGUCGAUUGCAAGACAUAUUAGAAUGGUCAUCGGCACCACAGACUGGGCAUUCAGCUAUAGAUCUGCAAUAUUUCGCUGGAUGGCCAAAUCGCCAGCAAUUUCUACACUGUUGUGGUGUAGGGAUCACCUUUCGAACUUGUAACCGAUGUCCUGCUACAUAAACUGAGGAUGGGAGUUCACGGCUGUCAAAAGUUAAACAAGCCACAUUGCUAGGGUAUCGUCUCCGCCUGCGGGCAGGAAGAACAUAAGUGUCUACCUUGAGGAUUGGGAGAUCUUGGAGUUCCAGCUGUUCCAGAAUGUCAUUGCCACAUGUCUGGAAAUUUUGUUAAACUAUGGUAUGGGGCAGAAUGACAGUACCACUACAAGAAUUGAGGGAAUGAUGUUUUUCAAUAGUGACAGGAACAGUAUUGAUAUGGGAAAGAAGAGAAAGAUCAUGAGCUUGGGUAGCAUUCUGUACAGUGAUGAUGCGUGUACUGCUCUUAAGAGCAUGAAAAGAAAUAUCUUUACCAACAUGGCGUAGGAGUGCCUUGCCAAUACUAUGGUCGGAAAGAUAGGCAAUAGAGGAAGUUGGUCAGAAAGAUAGGCAAUACACAAAAAGUGAAGAAUUUAGUCCAUUGUGCAUUCUGAAACUGAGCGUGGAAAGGGAGUGCAGGAUGUGUCGAUCUUUUCUGAGAAGAACGAGAAGGUGGAGAAGUAUCAUCAGCAGGUAAUUGUCAUUGGCGUUUAGGAGUGGGACCAGAGUUGGUCCGACGUGGAACGGGCCGGCGAUUUAAAAAUUGCCGCACCGUAGAGGGAGAGGCCGGAAGCAUAGUCAAAGGAGAGCGGAGGUCAGAUAAAUCGAAGGAGUCAGUCGAGACCUCAGUACCUGAAGCGGGUGAAGAAACAGCACCAGCAAGAGGUACAGAGGCAUGAGGAGUGUCCGAAGAGUGGUCCAAAGACGAGGCGGGGUCAGAACGGGGUGCGGUAUCAAGAAGGUGCCCGGGGUAGCAGG